AUGACGAGUGGUUUGAUUGGUGCCGCGUUUCUUGGACAGCCGCAGCCGACGAGAGUUGAUCCUCCAUCCACUCCCUCACAAUCUCCAGUUGCAGGAGCAAGAGGACAGGUUUCAGAAUCAGCUGACGCCCGGAUUUCCUCGUUCUUUGAGGAUGAGUUGAGAGGAUAUCGACUGUUGAAGGCCGCUCGACUUUCAACCUCUGAGAGACAGAACGUCUUGACGCAGACGGCCAACAGUACUCACUAUCACCAGGUGAGGUUGGCCCUCCGGACUUUGUUUUCUGAUGAUGUGGAAGCAAGUCAACAGCAACCUCAUGAACGACGACGUACUGCCUGGAUGUUGGAAGAAGACUGGGGCCCUGAGGCCUAUGCUAUGGAAGAUGGAUAUGAGGAGCUUGACUGGCAGCAACAUGAUUGGAGUCCCGUCAGUUGGGACGAUGGAUAUGAGCCCACCUACUGGCAAGACUGGAGUGAUCAUUGGGUCGAACUCGAUUGGCAAGAUGAAGCAUGGCCUGAUGACUUCGAGCCGGACGCUACCAGUGAGGGCAAAGGAAAGAAAGGAAAAGGUUUUGGGAAGAGCUCCAAGGGCAAGGGCAAAUCUGGUGGCAAGGCAUCCUUUUUUGUAGAGCCAAUGGUUUUCACUGUGCAUUGGGAUUCCCACACCCUGCAUGGACGAGGAGCCACUCGAGCCAUCAUCGAUACUGGUGCAACUGAAAAUGCAGUGGGCAUCAACGCCCUUAGCGACUUGGUGAAUUCAGCCAGCUUUUCGUACUCUGUUUCCCGGGAGAAUUUGCCCACUUUCCGUUUUGGGAACGGGCUGACCGAUAGAGCGGUCAGUCGAGUGGACUUGGAGGGAACUUCAUUAGGCUCCAUGUCCUUUUUCGUACUGGAUGGUACUGGCGCUUCAACUCCUCCUCUCAUUGGAGCAAAGCUGCUUCGGAAGAAAAAUGUGCUCAUCUCCUACCACAAUGGCAUGUUUGUUUUUCAGCCCGAUGCAGAGCAUCAUGGUUCUGAGAAGGAGGAAGCCAGUGCAGUUCAGCUGGAAGCUCUCUCGUCAGGUCACCUGACCAUCGACCUGGCAGCAGAAGCAUCGCCAGUGACUUCGGCCAAAGAGGUCUGGACCCUGGCGACAGUUGAAAACAUUGAAAGCGCAGCAUCUUUUGAGCAGCAGCCACCACAUGAGCAGUCAGUUUUUGUGAUGUCACCAUGUUCACGUAUGAGUUCGCAAGCACAUGAAGAGUUUUUGCAGAAGAGCAUUCAUCCUGUUGGCGGCAAUCCGUAUGUUUGUGAUCCACCUUCCAUCGAGAGUCGUCUUCAGCUCUUGGCUCAACGGCUCAAAGAUCUUCGGCAGGUUCGUUCCCGUGAGCAUGGACAAGACCUCUCCAGAGAAGACUCCAUCGGCAUGUGCGGCCUUCGAACCACAUACGUGGUCAAGAAGGCAGGGCAUGGGCAGACCCGCCAAAUGGGCCCGGAUCCUCAGAUCAUCCGGCUGGCAUUGAGCUCCUUGGAGAAGAACACAAGGCCGGAGGAGAUGAGCGCCGAUGUUGUCAACGGCAAGAUCAUGGAGAUCAAGGGCACGAUGUUGCAGAUGGGCUUGAAGACUCCCAUGGCCCUCAACCUCACUCUGAAGGAGUACGAGGAUCGCCUCGAGAAGUUCGGCCGAGCCGACGGCAAGCCAGUGUCUCCGAAAAGGGAGACGGAGGCGAAGGGCGACAAGAAGACAUCUCCUCGAGAGCCAAGUCCUUCGACGACAGUGCCGGGAUCCCCAUCGGUGCUCAAGGAGGAGAUCGCUCAGAUGGCAGGCUACAAGGCCAAGAAGGAGAUGAUGGCAGCCCUGUCACGAUCAAGCCCAUCGACAGCAGCCCCAUCAGCUGGGCCGACAAUGAAUGGCGAGUAUCUCCCGGUGGUGGACAUCACGUCGGAAGACGAGUUGAUGCCGAUGAAGGACGACAAGUCCAAGGAGCCGGUAGCCUGA
This is a messenger RNA of Durusdinium trenchii, 1974 nucleotides long. Lineage: Eukaryota; Dinophyceae; Suessiales; Symbiodiniaceae. The record is from the annotation of a GenBank genome assembly.